UAGUCCAAUCCCAUCCAAUCUUCUAUCUCUUGCUCAAUCAACUGAGUUUAGGACUUUGAACGAACUGAAAAGAGUCUAACAUACUUAACUGUCAAGCUCAUGUAUUUUUGUCCCUUGUCUGUCCGAUUUAAGCAAUUUUUAUCUUAUUGAAUUCUCCCUCUGCAAUGCCAGGAACAAUCCUGGUCUCAGUCCUGGAAUUCAUGGGUCUUCCGUUAUCUUCAACAUCCAUAAAGGUUUCCAUGGGGAAAACAGAGUCCCUCAUCAGCGAGGAGGGAGACUUUUCCUUCCCAUUAGCUAGUCUUCGUGAGGAUCUCAUUAUCAAACUUCAGGAUUCUGAUGGGAAUGAAAUAUCUCGUAUAGGGUUUCAUACGAAGUCAAUAGUUGAGAAAGGUGUUUGGGAAGACAUCUUUGCCCUUGGGCAUGGACACCUGCGUCUGAAGCUGCAGUUCAUCCUCAAUGAUGAAGACCGUGACCGGAUUCGUAUGAUGAGACAAUCUGCGUUGAAGAAGAAACAUGAUGAGCUUCUCAGUAGCAGUCCCAGGGGUUCAGAAAGUGAUAGUGCUUCUGUUGGCAAUGCUGCACUAGCCUUCAGGAAUGAUGAGAAUCUCCAAAAAGACACCUACAACUUGAAGCCGUUUCUCAAGGGGAAAAACCUGUUGGUUUCCGAACUGAGAAAAAAAACCGGCCCUAACAUUAUAUUGGGGGCUGAGCCUGAUCUAAUGCAGCUACACCCAAACGGCGCAGUUCAAUAUAAGGAGAUCUCAUCAAACAAACCGCUGUCAGAAGCAUUUGAUCCUACUAAAUUAAAAGAAAAGGGUUUAACUAAGAAGCCUGGUUUUGGUUCAGCACUUUCAAAAGAUCCUCAGAGAGCUAUAAAUUCAGAGGAAGUAGUAGCUAUUUCAUUUAGAAGCUCAAAUCAGAAUGAAGUUGCAGAGAAUAAUCUGAUACAGCCCAAUCCCAGCAAUGUGAGAAAAAUGAUUAGUGCCUUUGAAAUGCAAACUGGUCUAGCUCAGGAUAUGAGAUCUCCCAUCAAAUCACCUUCAUCAGAUCACUGUUCAAGUACAAUUGAAACAAAAGCUUCUUCCAAGGCUAAGCACUCAGGGAAAGAGAAGGCUUGGAAUAAAGGGCCAGUGGGCUUGUCACAAGGAAAAUACAGAUGUAGCUCUACGGUAAGAGAGUUGAAACAAGCCCAGUUAUAUAAUGGAGAAAACAGAGAGCGACUUAAUUCACUUAGUCAUGGGAAGGAGUUACUGAACAAGCAAACAAAUUCAAAUGCCAGGAAUAAAUUCAAACUAUCACAUAAAUCAGAUAGAGAGGAAGAUAAAUAUAGCAAAGAUUUUGUGAGAACAUUUGCAUUUGAGGCAGUUACUUCAGGGAAGAUGCCUGAGAAGAUUUCGGAUAUAUAUCAUCCUAGCAAUCUGUUUGAUUCCAGGAAAGAUUCUAGAAGCAACCCAAACAAAGGAGUAAAAAGGGGAGAUGCCUUGAAAAGUUCUCGUGAAUUAUGUGUCAACAGGGAUUCACCACCUAAACUGAAUUCAGGGAUACACUUUGAUGAUAAUUAUUGCCCUUUUGAAUGUUCUGGGGCCUGGAUAUUCCCUGAUGAACAAAGAAAGUUCUGUCUAACAACUGGUGGUAAAAAUGUAAUGGCUUUAUUGGAAAGUCUGGUUACAAAGCGCAUAAACCAUGAGAGAAGUUUGGAUACCUCGAUAUUAGAAAAUACGGAAAAGAAUGGAGCAUAUAUUGGGACUGGAGCUGAAGCAAGCAAAAAUGCGAAGAUAGAUGAGACUGAAGAGUCAAAGUCUAAAAGCUCCGAUGGUAAUGGAGAUGAAAUUUCUGGAAGACCCAUUAAACAGGCAAUAAAAGUUGCAAUCAUCAUAGGGUUUGGAAUAUUUGUUCUCCUCACAAGACAAAGAAAAGGAAGAUAAAAUCUGGUUAUGGGUAGGCUUAAGAUACCGGAUGGUCCAAUCCAAGACAAAGUCUGGUUGUGGAAGUUGAAGUUGCUGGACAUGAAGGGAUCCAAUCAUCCAAAUCUCAUCCGGGAUUUUCUGUGACACAGAUUCUUUUUUUCUUUUAAUCAAAUGCAAUAACAAUUUGACAAAAGUUUUUCUUUCAUGUAAAUUUCUGUCAAAGUAACCUCAUCUGCACUUUUUUCUGGUUUUGUUGACAGAAUGUAAUUUUUCAGUUAGGGAUUGAUUUGUAGCAGAAUUAUUAUGUAGUUUGGAUUCAACUCCUCCUCAACAAGUAUUUUCAGAUUCAACAGUUAUAUGUUAAUUAAACCCAGAUUUUCGCUUC
Neltuma alba is the source of this 2292-nucleotide messenger RNA. RefSeq lists its product as uncharacterized. Lineage: Eukaryota; Viridiplantae; Streptophyta; Magnoliopsida; Fabales; Fabaceae. The transcript has 12 exons. The coding region runs from base 165 to 1925 and encodes 586 amino acids. The record is from RefSeq and is a predicted model, not a curated record.